Trichophyton verrucosum HKI 0517 is the source of this 675-nucleotide messenger RNA. RefSeq lists its product as uncharacterized. The record is from RefSeq and is a predicted model, not a curated record. Lineage: Eukaryota; Fungi; Ascomycota; Eurotiomycetes; Onygenales; Arthrodermataceae. The transcript has a single exon. The coding region runs from base 1 to 675 and encodes 224 amino acids.
AUGGCCAUUACCGAGAUUGCCAUUCUAAAGCUGCGGCCGGCAGCCUUGAUGACCACCGGCAAGCCCAACGAGGCGACCAUAGCAUUUCUUCGCACCGCCAAAGAGAGCAUGGAAGCCUACACGGGGUAUCCGUUCUACAUCUUUACCCAGCUCGAGGAUCCGGCAUGUGUCUAUAUCGUCGGCAACUGGGAGAGCCUGACGCAGCACUACGACGACUGGAUACCAUCUGAUGCGAACCAGGGCCUGCUGGAGAGCGGCAAGGAUCUAUUUGACAUUGCGGGCCUGGCACACCUUGAUAUCGACCAGCAGGAAUCGGGGCUUCCGUCAGGUGCACCAGUGGUAACACUGGAAUGGUUUCAUAUGCUUCCUGCCCAGAAGGAGGAGUUUACCAGGGCCUGGGAAGAGAGGGUUUCCCCUUAUCUGAAAGAAGUCACAGCUCCAUACCUGGUUCGAAGCGGCUGGCGUAUUGAUGGAGAGCGAAAGAUCGAAGGCAAGGAAGCAGUCAUUAUUGCAGACGGAGAGCCGGAGUUAGAGGAGUUUGUCUCAUUCACAGGCUGGCGGGAUGUCGGCGACAACGACUCGUAUAAAGAGCUAGAAGGAUUCAGCCGAUUCCAGCAGGUUCUUGGCCUCGCAACCAAGGUUGAAUCCAAGCGGCUUGCAAAGCUAGAUCUCUAA